UCGACAUAACUUCUUUUUUUAAUCAAAGAAAAUAUAUUUCAAAAUAUUUAGCAAGUAGUGUUUAGAUCAAGAUAUUUCGAUAAAUUAAAUUCAGUGUGUAAUUAUUUUGUCUUUGUAGAAUCUAUUUGUGUUUAAUAUAUAUAUUUUUUAAUACGUUUCAAAAAAUGAAGAGGUUAAGUGCACUGAAAUUUUAACGUUUAGUUAAUUUGACAUAUACAUAUUUAUCUAUUUCAUUCUCUUAUUGUUGUGAAUAAUAUAUUGUUUUUCCGUUGCUUUUAACAUUUUUUAAGUUAAUUUUAAAAGCAUUAUGUCGAUCAGUGUUGAUAUUAGGUUAAAAAGAGCCAGUAAAAUAUAUCAUGAAGGGGAAAGUGUUACAGGUUUAAUUUUGAUACAAACGAAUUCAGAUAUCAAACAUGAUGGUAUUUUUCUCACAAUGGAGGGUUGUGUUAAUUUGCAACUCAGUUCUAAAACUGUUGGCAUCUUCGAGGCAUUUUACAAUUCUGUUAAGCCAAUACAACUUGUGCAAUACACUUUGGAUGUUGCUCCAUCAGGAAAAAUUCCUAGUGGCAAAACAGAAAUACCUUUUGAUCUUCCCUUAAAGCCUCGUGGUAGUAAAACUCUUUAUGAAACAUAUCAUGGAGUAUUUGUGAAUAUUCAAUAUAUGAUUCGAUGUGAUAUUAAAAGAAGUUUUCUUGCCAAAGACGUGAAUAAAUCAGUAGAAUUUAUGGUUGAGGAUAAAUUAUGUCCUAAAUUGGUUAACGAGCAAAUAAAACCAGUGCCAUUUAAAAUUAUGCCAGAAUCACUUCAUAAUACAAGAGAAAGAACAAAUUUACCUCGAUUCUUUAUUUCUGGCAAAUUAAAUUCAUUGAGUUGUAAAUUAUCUGAACCUUUGACAGGAGAGGUAAAUAUUGAACAUUGUGAAGCUGUGAUAAAAUCCAUAGAAUUACAACUUGUAAGGGUAGAAACUUGUGGAUGUGCUGAAGGUUAUUCAAGGGAUGCUACCGAAAUACAAAAUAUUCAAAUUGGUGAAGGUAGUGUUUGUACUGGUCUUCCAAUACCGAUUUAUAUGAUAUUUCCACGUCUUUUUACAUGUCCGUCACUUACAACAAGUAAUUUUAAAGUUGAAUUUGAGGUAAAUCUUAUUAUCGUGUUCGAAGACGAUUAUUUGGUAACUGAAAACUUCCCAAUUAUUUUAACGAGAAACUAAAUGGUCAACAUUGAGGGAUAUUGGUAGUUAUAUAGAAUAAUUCUAAUUUAUCUAUUUUACAUAUUUUUCUAGGAUAAAUUUUGAAUCUGUCAUUCUAUAUUUUUCCCCUUUGAGAUUUUUCUUUUGGUCAGUUUUUUAGCAAUUGUUUAUAAAUAUUUUUUUUAAUAUUAAAAUAAUUUCGUUAGUUGUCUUCGAUUAUUUAAUUCAAUUGUCGAGUUUUCAAUUAAUUUUUUCUCCAAUUUACUAGUCUUCGAUUUAUUAUAUGUUUGAGAAAAUUAAUUAGUUUACUAAUAGUUAGGAAAGUGAUCGAGCGUAUUUAAAAAACGGUAAUAUUUAUUUAUAUUGUAAAUAGUCGUUAAGUACAAAAAUUUUGGUAAAAAUAAUUUUCCUAUUCGAAGCCUGCUCUUUGUAUAAAUAAUUUUAAAUAUUUUUCGACAUGUUUAUUAUGUGUUAAACCAACAGAAGCUAAUAAGACGACGUAACCAAGUA
Messenger RNA from Leptopilina boulardi, 1696 nucleotides. Its product is annotated as vacuolar protein sorting-associated protein 26C. Gene Ontology annotation, biological process: intracellular protein transport. Gene Ontology annotation, cellular component: endosome. NCBI's taxonomy places the organism in Eukaryota, Metazoa, Arthropoda, Insecta, Hymenoptera, Figitidae. The transcript has 6 exons. Bases 308 to 1207 code for a protein of 299 amino acids. The record is from RefSeq and is a predicted model, not a curated record.